Molecule: messenger RNA, 1677 nt
Organism: Guyanagaster necrorhizus
Lineage: Eukaryota; Fungi; Basidiomycota; Agaricomycetes; Agaricales; Physalacriaceae
Exons: 6
Coding region: 1-1677 (558 amino acids)
Source: RefSeq, a predicted model, not a curated record
AUGUCACUUAUUAGCGCCGUAACCGACAUACAUCUCGUUCUUGUUCCCCUGGCUAGAGAAAAGCGGUCACCUCCGGCCCGACCUGGCCGACACUUUGCCCUUGAUGUAGACGGAGAAGAUCGCGCCUCGACAACUCGUGGAAGACCGACAGCGAGAUUUGCUUCUCCAGUCCACCACAAACAGCAAUCGUUUGAAAAAGUUGAGACAGAUACAAUUCAUACCAAAGAUGCCAUCGAAAUCUAUCCCAAAGACCAACGGGGCAAGGAAUUGGAUAAGAACGCACGCAUAUGGCGUAUAUAUACGGAUGAGGCGCGCAAAGCCGACGCACGGAUGACAGAGGGCUGGAAUCGAGGCAUAGACAUACUGCUCGUUUUCACUGGAUUAUUCUCCGCCGUCCAGACAACGUUUAUCAUUCAAACAUACCAGAUGAUGGUCCCCAACGACACUGACACCACCAACACCCUUCUUGUCCGACUCAUCUCGCUGCAGUCUGGAAAUACGUCCCUCGCCAACUUAACCGCUACGUCCUCUGGACCCCAAACUCACUGGGUCAACGGACUUUGGUUCGCGGCGUUGGCAUGCAGCCUCUCUACUGCUCUCAUUUCGAUGCUCGCAAAGCAGUGGCUGCAGGUCUAUGUCCCGCAUGUCUCCGGUACUCUCCGAUAUCGCUCACGCCAACGACAAUCACGCUACAUGCAGCUGGAAGCGUGGCACGUCCCCGCCAUUAUAGAUGCACUACCACUGCUUUUACACGUCGCGUUGCUGCUAUUCUUCGCGGGCUUAAUAGUUCUCAUGUGGACCGCGGACCUCGUUAUCACCAUCGCGACAUGGGUAAUAGUCGCGUUUGCUUACAUUUUCUAUCUCAUCUCUGUCUGCCUCCCUUUGAUGUACGAUGAUUGUCCGUACUUUCACUCUGUCACCGAUUACCUUCGUCAGGCAAUAGGAUCAUGGACCACCAGACAUCCAGUCACGCAAACCAAAACUCUCCUACAUGCGAAGAAAAAUCCAGGAGAUGGUGCCCGUAACGCGAGCCAUGACCUAGUAAAGUCCUCAGAUGCCGUGUUCGAAGAUAUGCUGGACGCUUCAGCCUUAAUAUGGCUCUUCUCUAAAUCGGCCGACACCGAUGUCAUUUCCGCCGCCUUGCAAGCUCUUGCGGGAUUGCCCCGAUAUUUCUCUGCCCUAGAUGACCUCCGUGAAGCCGAUGCAUUAGCUCUGGUGGAACAAGGUUUUCAAGACUAUUUUCAUAAAGACACUACUGUGGAUUUGCAAUGGCACUUGAUCGAUGCCGAGGUGGCAGAGUUGUACUGCAGGGCAUGGAUACAUUUGACUCGAGGAACCUCUGAGCAGUGGCCUUUGGAGAUCAUCGAGCCUCUCUGGCUACUUCAAGACUCCAAACUGCAUCCUGAUGCCGCUGCUAUAGCAUCUUGCGCGGUCGCACUUUCCUCAUUUGAAUCUCAAGUAUCACAGUGGGAUCCGUUAGCAUAUCUCUCCAAAUGCAUAUCGGGAGAACUACAGCUGUCUCAAACAACUCAGUGUUGUUUAUUGGACAGUGUCAUUGAAUGCAUGGUUCUUUGGGAGAUGCCUGCAGCUGUUAUUGAAGAGACAACGGUUCGGGCGAUCCCCACCUUGCUGCAAAUCCUGCAUCUCACUGGAGACUUGCCUACUUCUAACCUUUGA